AUGGAAAACUUGCUACACAGACUUUUGGGAGGCGAUAAUGCAAAACGUGAAGCCGCUGAGAGGGUCAUAAAUGAGUUAGAGAAGCAGCCCGAGGAGUACAUGAUUUCCUUAAUAUCUGUGUUGCGGACGUCGACCUUGUCAUCUGUGCGAAACCUUGCUUGCAUUCUGAUUCGCCAAAACCUUAAUGUUUCGGAAGAAGGUCUCUGGCUGAAGUUAGACCACAAUUUCCAGUGUUCCUUUCGGAACGAGCUUCUGCAGCUUCUGGAAACGGAGAAAGAGCUAAAUGUUCGCGAAAAGAUCUGUCAGUGCAUCGGCGAACUGGGUCUAAAUCUCCUCGAAAAUAACACGUGGCCCGAGUUGUUACCCAUCCUAUUAUCGCUCUCUCAGUCGCUGGAUCCCGCGACGCAGCUGAGCGGCCUGACGAUUCUGCAUUACAUCGUUCCUUAUUUCGCCUCCAUGGACCGCGAUGACAUCCCGAGUCUCGUCGCGCUGUUCCACCAGACGUUACAGCAGCACGAGCAGCCGCUGAUCCAGGUGGAGACGUGCCGCGCGGUCUGCAGCCUCCUCUCGAAGCUGGAAACGAAUGACACGAUCCAGUUCGUAACGCUGAUUCCGCUGAUUCUGCGCGCCUUGAGCGACAUGCUGAACCGCGAGCACACGGAGUUCGCGUGCGAGAUCAUCCGCGCGAUGAGCGACCUGGUGGAGGUGCACGCGACGUUCUUCAAGCAAAACCUGGAAUCGCUCAUCCAAGCCAUGGUCUCUAUCGCGCGCUCCAAGGCGCUGGACGACGACACGCGGCAAGCCUCGCUGGAGUUUCUCACGCUGCUCAUCGAGAACUCCCCGAACAUGAUCCGCUCGCUGCCCACGUCGGUUCUGCUCACGCCGCUGCUGCAGAUCCUCUUCUCCAUCCUCGUCGAGAUCGACCCCGACCCCGCGCACACCUGGGAACAGGACGAGACCGAGCCCGACGAGGCGGAGCCCUCCAUGUUCAACUACACGCUCGGCGUGCUCGCCCGCGUCAGCCAGGCCAUCCGCGGCCGCGUGUUCCUCCCGCCGCUCUACGCGCUCAUCGACCGCUCCAUGCACAACGCCGACUGGCGCUACCGCCACGCCGUCAUGUACACGCUCUGCCAGGUCGGCGAGAUCGUCACCGACGAGACGCAGCGGCGGCAGAUCGCCCACUACGUCAUCACCUCCUUCCAGGACGCCCAUCCGCGCGUCCGCUACGCCUCCGUCCGCUGCCUCGGCCAGCUCGCCACCGACUUCCAGCCCUUCCUCCAGCACGAGCUCUCCGUCUCCGCCCUCACCGCCAUCUUCUCCCUCCUCCACGCCGACCAGCCCGUCCGCGUGCGUUUCAUCACCGCCGCCGCGCUCAUCAACUUCGUCGACGGCGCCGACCCCGCCGUGCUCCAGCCCGUGCUCGGCGACAUGCUCCACGCGCUCCUCGACGCGCUUCCCUCCUCUCCGAUCCUCGUCCAGAAGCAGAUCCUCGCGGCCAUCGCGUCGAUCGCGGACUGCGUGGGCGCGGCGCUGGCGCCGUUCUACCCCGCGGUUAUGCCGGUGAUCAAGCCGCUGUACACGCAGCCGUCGGAGGCGGCGGAGCGGCUGGGCGACAGCACGGAGCGGUCGUCGUACCGGUCGACGGCGCUGGAGUGCAUCACGUGCGUGGGCGCGGCGGCGGAGGUGCCGCAGUACCGGCAGGACGCGCGGGACGUGCUGGAAGUGAUGUACCGCGAGGGAAUGGGAGAGGUGGAGGAGUCCUCGGAGAUGAAGAACGCGAUGAUGAGCGCGUGGGGACGGAUGUGCUCGGCGCUGAAGGAGGAUUUCCUGCCGUACGUGGACAUGAUCGUCCCGAUCCUGCUGAAAACCGCGAAGCAGGAGGUGGAAACCCCCGAGGAACUCGACGACUUCCUCGACGAAUUCGACGAAGACACGGACAACAUCCGGACGAACGCGAUGGAGGAGAAGGCGAUCGCGUGCCGCACGCUGGCGCUGCUUCUGAACACGCUGCACUGCGGCCUGGCGAGCUAUCUCCCCGCGAUCACGCAGACCCUCCCGCCUCUUCUCAACUCCACGUUCGACGACAUCAAAAUGGCGGCCUUGGUGUCGAUCCCCGACCUCUUAACCGCGAUUUCCGAGACCAUCCAGGACCCCGCGUCGGUGGAAUCCUACCGCCAGACCUUUUUAUCUCUCAUCGACCUGCUCCUCUCCUUCAUCGCCGACGAGUCCGAGCUGGACAUGCUGCUCCCCGCGCUGCAGACGCUCUUCUACUGCAUGCCGCGCGCCGUGCUGCAGCGGAACGGACCCAUCCCCAUCAUGCAGGGCGCCGAGGUCGCGCGGAUCAUCGAGGUGCUGCACGCCGCGCUCAAGGCCUCCUUCGAGCGCCGCGCCAUCCUCAGCGCCGACGUGGAGCGCGAAGACUGGGACGAGGAGGAGGUCGAGGAGUUCAAGGAGAUCGAGGAGGGCGAGAACCAAUCGCACUACUGGAUCGCCAGCAUUCUCGGAGAGCUCCUCAACGGCCACUCCGACUUCGCGCUGCCCCUCAUCCACGAGAUUCUUCUCCCCGACCUCUUCGACUGUUGCGACCCCUCCAGAACCGCGGGGGACCGCAUCGUCGCCCUCGUCGUCAUGGAGAAAAUCGUCGAGUACUGCGGGAAGGACGCGCUCAGCUACUACCCGCAGUUCCUCCCCAUAUUCCGCCGUGAGCUCCGCGUCCCCGACGCCUCCAUCCGCGAGGUGGCCGCGCAGGCCCUCAGUUUGGCGGCAGAAUUUGGCGGGGAGCUGCUCUGGGACACCGCCGAGUCCUGCGUGCGCGAGCUGCAGAGCGCUCUGGAGGACCCUGCCGCGGCGGAAGCGUGCUACGCGGAGGCCAACCAAUGGGGAAUCGUGGCAAUGGGGAAACUGGGGUUCUACUGCGCUCCCGCCAUUUCGACCCUCCCCGCCGUGUACCGGUUCUGGCUGGACCGGCUGCCUAUCGAGGACGCCGAUCUGCUGGAGAUCUGCUUGUCGGUGAUGUGCGCGCUGCUGGAGAAGGGAGAUGUCGCAUUUCUCGGGGACACCCAGCAGAACGUGCCGCGCGUUUUGCAGGUCCUGUGUGAGAGUCUGGGAAGGCUGGGGAACGCCGCGGCGGAGCAGCAGGUGCUGAGGAUGAUUAAGACCAUCGAGAUGCAGGCUUCGCCGGAGCUGAUGAACGCGUUGUGGAACGUGCUGGGGAGCAAGGCGGAGACGAUCCGUCAGAAAUUGCAGUCCGUUUAG
Blastocystis hominis is the source of this 3255-nucleotide messenger RNA. RefSeq lists its product as hypothetical. Gene Ontology annotation, molecular function: nuclear import signal receptor activity; protein binding. NCBI's taxonomy places the organism in Eukaryota, Bigyra, Opalinata, Blastocystidae. Gene Ontology annotation, cellular component: cytoplasm; nucleus. The transcript is spliced from 8 exons. Gene Ontology annotation, biological process: protein import into nucleus. The coding region runs from base 1 to 3255 and encodes 1084 amino acids. The record is from RefSeq and is a predicted model, not a curated record.